GCAUCUCUCUGUAGGCGCAUCGACCUGACAGGAAAGCAUGACAGGUGCUGCCCAGCUUCUCCUGCUGUGCUGCCUCCUGCAAGGUAGUUUAUGCCAGAACUGGGCGAGCUUCAUGCCUCAGAGACUGGAGGGACUCAGUGGGUCCUGUGUGAUGAUCCCGUGCACUUUCAGCAUUAUCCCAACAUUUUAUCAAUACCUGAUUGAUACCUGUGUAGCCAUUUGGACGACAGGCGAGCCGUUUGGUCAAACGGUGUUCAACUCUGGACUCAACAGAAACACUCUGCAAGGAAACCUGACAGGAAACCUGCGUGCAAAGAAUUGCACCACCGUCUUCCACACUAUGUUGCCACAAGAUAAAAACACAUAUUACUUCAGAGUGCAGUGUAACAACAAGUUGAAGUACAACUUUCCAGCAAACGUCCAGAUCACCAUCACAGAUUCACUUCCUGAACCGGCCAUAACUCCACCCCCGGUCGAGGUGGAGGAAGGAGAUCCAGUGAGGUUGGAGUGCUCGGCUGUAGCUCCCUGCCCCCUUCUUCCCCCGGCUCUCACUUGGACCCCUGCUAUCGGAGACGUUAAGGAGAACCAACAAAGUGCAUCCGUGAGCUCCGUUCUGAACUUCACUGCUUCCCGCCUCCACAACGGACAGAGGUUACAGUGCUCUGCUCUCUACAGACGACAGGCUGGACACAGUGACCUUCAGUAUGAAAAUAAUCUGACCCUCCGCAUUCUUUAUCCUCCAAACAACACGUCAGUCAGCCACUCGGGUCCCGUGAUAGAGGGCACCUCGGUCAACUUGACCUGCAACACCGACGCAAAUCCGGCCGUGGACGAGUUCACCUGGUACAAAGUGGAUGGAGGUCAGGUGGUGGCAGUGGGUUUCCACGCUUUGCUCUCCACUAAUGUCUCAGAGGCGGACAGCAGGUUCUUCUGCCAAGUCAGUAACAGAUAUGGAAGCCAGAACUCGUCCACCACUCAGAUAGACGUACAGUAUCCCCCUCAGAACACCUCGGUGUCAGUCGACCCCUCUGGUCCGGUGCCGGAUGGCAGGUCCGUCACUCUGACCUGCACCAGCGUCGCCAAUCCAGCAGCAGCCAACUUCAGCUGGUUCAGAGUUGCCGGAGGAGAGAAGGAGCUGAUAAGCUCGGAGCGAGACUUCACUUUCAAUGUGACCAAACUCUCGCACGACCAGUACGUCUGUAAAGCUCUGAAUGUCCACGGAGACGAUGACUCAGAGCUCGUCAGUAUUGAUGUCACAUAUUCUGCCUUCUUCACGCUGUGUCAGCAUUGGUUCCCUGAUACGAUGUGACUGUAACAGCCAGGGGAACCCUUCUCCCUCCCUUUUUUGGGAAUUGGCUGGCAAGGCUGUCGAUCACUCUGUCAUCCCAACCAGGGAAGUUCCCCU
Molecule: messenger RNA, 1405 nt
Organism: Gasterosteus aculeatus aculeatus (three-spined stickleback)
Lineage: Eukaryota; Metazoa; Chordata; Actinopteri; Perciformes; Gasterosteidae
Source: RefSeq, a predicted model, not a curated record